Molecule: messenger RNA, 3338 nt
Organism: Acomys russatus (golden spiny mouse)
Lineage: Eukaryota; Metazoa; Chordata; Mammalia; Rodentia; Muridae
Gene: Lhx6
Product: LIM homeobox 6
Exons: 10
Coding region: 248-1426 (392 amino acids)
Biological process (GO): regulation of transcription by RNA polymerase II; forebrain neuron development; neuron differentiation
Cellular component (GO): nucleus
Molecular function (GO): RNA polymerase II transcription regulatory region sequence-specific DNA binding; DNA-binding transcription factor activity, RNA polymerase II-specific
Source: RefSeq, a predicted model, not a curated record
GGCAGCUGCAGAGACCUCUCCAAGUUUGUCCGGACCUUCUUCGGAGGCAGUGGCGCCUACAGCUAGGGAGGCCCGGACUGCUCUCAGGCCGGGGGCGGGGGCUGGGGCUGGGGCUGGGCCCCGGGCGGAGGAGCCGGAGCCUCGGUUCUCCCGCUCUCGCUGCAGCCUCUGCCCCCAGGGCGUCCGAGGCCCGGCUUUGCGCUGCUCUUCGCGCAGCGCACCCACCGAGCCCUCCGCUCCUGGGCCCAUGUACUGGAAGCAUGAGAGCGCCGCUCCGGCGCUGCCUGAGGGCUGCCGAUUGCCGGCGGAGGGUGGCCCCGCCACUGACCAGGUGAUGGCCCAGCCAGGGUCCGGCUGCAAAGCGACCACCCGCUGUCUUGAAGGGACUGCGCCGCCUGCCAUGGCUCAGUCUGACGCCGAGGCCCUGGCAGGCGCUCUGGACAAGGACGAAGGUCGAGCCUCCCCUUGUACUCCCAGUACACCGUCUGUCUGCUCGCCGCCGUCUGCUGCCUCUUCGGUGCCGUCUGCAGGCAAGAAUAUCUGUUCCAGUUGCGGUCUCGAGAUCCUGGACCGGUAUCUGCUCAAGGUCAACAACCUCAUCUGGCACGUGCGGUGCCUCGAGUGCUCCGUUUGUCGCACAUCGCUGAGGCAGCAGAAUAGCUGUUACAUCAAGAACAAGGAGAUCUACUGCAAGAUGGACUACUUCAGCCGAUUUGGAACCAAGUGCGCCCGGUGCGGCAGACAAAUCUACGCCAGUGACUGGGUGCGGCGGGCGCGCGGCAAUGCCUACCACCUAGCCUGCUUCGCCUGUUUCUCCUGCAAGCGCCAGCUGUCCACCGGUGAGGAAUUCGGCCUGGUUGAGGAGAAGGUGCUGUGCCGCAUCCACUACGACACCAUGAUCGAGAACCUCAAGAGGGCCGCCGAGAACGGGAACGGUCUCACGUUGGAGGGGGCAGUGCCCUCGGAACAGGACAGUCAGCCCAAACCGGCCAAGCGUGCGAGGACGUCCUUCACAGCAGAGCAGUUGCAGGUUAUGCAGGCACAGUUCGCGCAGGACAACAAUCCCGAUGCGCAGACGCUGCAGAAGCUAGCGGACAUGACCGGCCUCAGCCGUAGAGUCAUCCAGGUGUGGUUUCAAAACUGCCGAGCUCGUCAUAAAAAGCAUACACCGCAGCACCCAGUCCCGCCCUCGGGGGCGCCCCCGUCCCGCCUUCCCUCCGCCCUGUCCGACGACAUCCACUACUCUCCGUUCAGCAGCCCAGAGCGGGCGCGAAUGGUCACCCUGCACGGCUACAUCGAGAGUCAGGUACAGUGCGGGCAGGUGCACUGCCGACUGCCUUACACCGCGCCCCCUGUCCACCUCAAAGCCGAUAUGGAUGGGCCGCUCUCCAACCGGGGUGAGAAGGUCAUCCUUUUUCAGUACUGACGCUGCCGGCACUUGCACAUCUGUCCAUGGGCACCGCACAGCUGCCCCUCAGCCGCUGAGAUUCAGCAUCCAGCUGUGGCCAGGGAUCCACCACCUCUGCAUACACCCUCACCCGCUGCCAUCCUACUUUCUGCCAGUGGCCCCCUCGACCCAGGCCCGGUCUUUCCCUCUCCUGCUGAAAGCCAGAGCCCACCAGGAGCAGCAAAGUCCAUCUCUGGGAAGGCAGGCUCCCUGAAAUGUGACAUCGGGCGUGAAAGCAAGCAGCCUGUCUUUCCUCAUCAAAUGGGAGUCAUCCUUAACGUCAGCCGAUCACAGCAGCAAUGGCUAACUCAAUCCAACUCACCAACAGCCUCCUACUGCACAGGUUUUCUUCUCCCCCCACAUUGGCCUUUAUUUGCUACUUCCUUGGAACCAUCUCCGAAUUCUGAAUAGUCAACAACCCCCAACGUUAUAUACUCUGUUGCUUUUGUCUGGAAAACUCUACAGUGUUUGUGGGAUGUCCCCAAAGGAAAGCUGUGUUCUGACUUUAUCAUUUCCAUCUGUCUGGUUAUGUCAAGUUAACUCAGAAAAAGAAGAGACACUGACCAACCCUGAGAGGCCUGACAGGGCAGAGAUGGAGUCCUGCCCAGAUGAAGAGGCAGACAGACAGGCAGGGAUGGGUGCCAAAGACCCCCCGUUGGCUUGGAGGAGAGGGACUGGGUAUGCUGGACUUGGAGAGGUGAUGACCGUUUCAUGGAGAGAAAAGAGGAAACUUGGGGGGGGAGGGGCUCCCCCACCUAAUUACCCAGCAGGAGCCAUGGCAAGGAUGGCAUCUGAUCUGCAUGGUGACACCGCUGAAUGUUUGGGUGGGCUAGCAUUUGGGACCCUUGUUGGCUACUUUUCAGUCCUGAGAGGAGGGCCUGAGCCAGUCUUUCUCUGGGGGUGGGGUGGGACUGCUCACGAGGACCAAAAGGAACAGAGCCCAGUGAAAUGGCAGCCAGCAUAUUAGUUCUGACUCGUCCCCAAAGGAAGAGAGGUGCCCAUGGCUGAUUCCAGCUGGCACCUCUGCAAUUUCCCCACCAACUCUGCACAGACCCAGCUCCACCCAUUCCUGAGAGCAGAGGCCAACUCCAAAUAAAGGUCUCAGGUUACACAGGUCCCAGACUUAUGCUUUCAGGGGAUGCCCAUUUGUUCCAGGCUUAUCCUGUAAUUCUAGAACUACUUGGUGGCCAGAUGCUCUUCUCAGUAGAGGCUGCCUAGCAGCAUGUUUUAGCCAAAGUCCUCCUCCUUGAUUUGAGAAGACUCCAGGACAGGGCAGGCAAGUUCAUAGAAUGUAUGGAGUUGCUGUCCCUGCUUCACCCAUGGCAGACAUCACUAAUCGAUCACAGCACUCUGUCACAUCGGAGCCUGGAUAAGGUUUCAGAAUUCCCAUGCUUGAAGUUGGCACUUAUGAGAACCACUGUUCUAUUUGUUAUGGGACCUGGAGGAGGGUUAGGUAUGGUUGAUGACCCAGAAGGGAACUUGCAUCUUUUCCCUUCCAAAAAUUGUCAACUGACUGAGGACAAAUGAAAGCACCUUCCAGAAUGCUGUGAGUGUAAUUCAGUUAAGAACUCUAAUACCCUGUGCCAGGCACUGACUCAAGUAGGAGGAACAUGGCCUGAUUCCUGGCUUUGGGGAACCCAGAUCUUUCCUUUGAUUUUUGCUCCUAAUGAUCAAAACCCCAACGGCAACCAUGUGGGAAGUGGCCAGCUGAGCCUGGGUCACAGAGCACCCACUCUGCCUUGAGCCUUCCUCCAGGGCCUGUUUCUUGUGUGGAUCACGUGGCAGUAGCAUGUUGCAGUUCAAACGUCUCCACUACCCUGUCAGAACAGCCUGGGAAUGUACAGGCCAUCAAGGCUAUUUAUUUAAACAGACACACACACACACACACACU